Molecule: messenger RNA, 2973 nt
Organism: Liolophura sinensis
Lineage: Eukaryota; Metazoa; Mollusca; Polyplacophora; Chitonida; Chitonidae
Product: testicular acid phosphatase homolog
Exons: 12
Coding region: 146-1342 (398 amino acids)
Biological process (GO): dephosphorylation
Molecular function (GO): phosphatase activity
Source: RefSeq, a predicted model, not a curated record
AUGGUUGAAUGGUGGAUGUAAAUCUGUUUUCAAUUCGUUUGAGUUCAUGUGACCAUGUUGUCAGUUUUAGCGGUUUUGCUUCUGUGCCUUUUGUGUGCUGACAGCAACGCGGACAUACUUCGCUUGGCACAAGUGCUGUUUAGGCAUGGAGAUCGGAGUGCAACCCGCACAUAUCCUACAGACACUUUGGGGGAGGAUAUCUGGCCGCAGGGAUUUGGUCAGCUCUCACCUAUUGGAAUGCGGCAAGCACUUCUCCCUGGGACGCUUCUUCAGGCGGAGGUACAUUCUGGACACCAACCUGCUUUUUCAAAACUACACCAAGAAACAGAUCUACAUUGUCAGCACAGACUUUGAGAGAACCCUAAUGAGCGCCGAGAGUAACCUAGCAGGCAUGUUUCCCCCUGGAAGGACCAGCAGUGGAGUGAGGUGGGUCGGGGAACAUUGGCAGCCCAUCCCCAUCCACACCAGGCCAGUGUCCCAGGAUAAGGUUUUUGCAAUUCGGAGAAAAAAAUGUCCCCACCUGGACCAGCUUAAAAAGCAGCUUGAGGAGUCAAAUCCAUACGGUCAAGUGGAGGCCGAACAUAAGAAGCUGAUAGACUACCUGGCUGAUAAAUCUGGGAUGAAAGCCACUGUUCCAGACAUCGCCCAGCUUUAUGACAUUUUCUUCUGCCAGAAGCAGAAUAACCUAACCCAGUACUGGCCUGAGUGGAUGAACAACACCAUGUUCCGGACGCUGAAGGAAUUCCAAGACAAAGUUGUGACGGUGUCGCACUCUGUGCCUGAAAUCAACAGGUUUUUAGGAGGUCCAAUUGUGGCCAGGAUGGUGAAGAACAUGAAGACAAGACUUGAGGAUAAGGAAAGCCCUCUGAGGAUGUACAUGUUUUCUGCCCACGACACCACAGUAUCAGCGUUACUGAGCGCUCUGCAAGUGUUUAACCCGACCGUCAACCCGCCCUACAUCAGCUGUGUGAUGGUGGAGCUGUACCAAAGGGCAGACAACUCUAGCUAUGUGCAGGUCUACUUCAGGAAUGACUCUACCGGGCAAAUCCCUCCACACAAACUCCACAUUCCAGGUUGUGCCAGCUCUGACUGUGAGUUCUCCAAUUUCCUAGAGGUAACCAAGAGCUUGAGUUUGCCUGAAGCAGAUCUGAAGAGAGAAUGCAAUAAGAAAGUUUUUCCAAACACCACAAGUAUCACCAUCCUUAUCCUUGCUGUUUUGUUGAUGGUGGUCAUUCUGAUCAGCAUCAGCUACUUUUACCUGAGGCGUAGGAAGGCCACACGGUACGAGGAGUAUCGUCUGACAAAUAGACAGGCAGAUGACGAUGAUGAGGAGGACCCAUGAGCUGUGACUGACCCAAGAGUGCUAAAAAGCUCCAACAUCACAUCAUAAAGGGACAUCACUCUGUUGCUGUAAAUUGUGAAACCCUGUAUAUUGUGUGGAAAUUUUUGUAAGAGGAAAGAUUCUUUAUUCAGGAGAAAUUCUGUCAUAAUAUUAAUAAUCACAUCACAAUCUCUUUAUGUAUGUGUAUGUAGACUAUAUAUCUGAAUACAUUAUAUACUUUUAAUUAAUUAAUUAAAAUGGGUAAGAAUCUGAUGCCUACAUGUACAUUUCAUGCCUUAGCAGUUUCAGAAAUCUGCGAAAUGCUCGCACAAUAAGAAUGCACCUUCUUGUGGAUGUGAGACUAGACUGUGAUCAAGCCAACAAUGUAUAGACCUUGUACUUUUGCAUUUUAUGUACAUACAGGUUACAAUGUUUAAGAUGAUAUCGACAUUCAGCAAUUUCUUGUUAUAUAUACUCAUUGUGCGUAUAUACUCAUGCACUACAUGCAUGUACAAGCCAGAAAAAGUGGUGCUAAAAAAAAGUGUUUGCUUAUUUUAAUGUCUUGUAUAAAAGUGACUACUUUAAAAUGACAUACUGUUACAUGCAUCACGAUAUGAAUUCAUGUGGUGCCUUGGGUUUUGUCUCUCCCUGAUGUGAUAAUUUAUACAUUGCAGGGUUGGUACAUGCAUGGUACCUCUGUACAGAGUAAUACCUUCACUGUCAUCUUCCCAGUAAAUAGAUGAGAUGUACAUAUCAGUACACUAGUUUUGGAUGUCACUACAAAGUACUUCAUUAUGACUCAAAAUUUGGCUUUAAAUGUAUUUUGGCACCAUCAAGUUAACGGUCAAAAUAUUGAAUCAUUGUGAAAUCUUUGCUCUUUGAGUUUCUCUGCUUGGGUAUUACUCUAACAUAGCUGUGUUAGUCACAACUUUUCUGGCUGUGUAGAUUUUCCUGUGCUAUUUUGAUUGUUUUGCCCUCUGUGUUCAGAACAUGUACAGUUUUAAUAGGCUAAGCUUGAUCAAUUUUCCAAUUCACAAGUAACUUUUUUUUCUCUCCUGGUGAAGAUUUUCACCUAGUUAUGUUAGUUGAGAUUUUAACCUGGAUGACUUGACAACUGAAAUUCUGACGUGGUUAAAGUUCACCUCCCUGAGAUACUGAUCUGGCUGAAACUCUGAUGUGGUUAAAAUUGACCUGCCUGAGAUACUGACUAGACUGAAACUCUGAUGUGAUUAAAAUUGACCUGCCUGAGAUACUGACUAGGCAGAAACUCUGAUGUGAAUGAAAUUGACCUGCCUGAGGUACUGAUCUGGCUGAAACUCUGAUGUGAUUUAAAUUGACCUGCCUGAGAUAUUGAUCUGGCCAAAACUCUGAUGUGGCUAACAUUGACCUGCCUGAGAUGCUGAUCUGGCUGAAAGUCUGAUGUGGUUAAAAUUUACCUACCUGAGAUACUGAUCUGGCUGAAACUCUGAUGUGGUUAAAAUUGACCUGCCUGAGAUACUGACUAUCGCUGAUGUGUUUAAAAUUGACCUGCCUGAGACGCUGACUAGGCUGAAACUCUGAUGUGGUUAAAAUUGACCUGCCUGAGACGCUGGCUAGGCUGGAACACUGAUGUGGUUAAAGUUGACCUGCCUGAGACACUGGCUAGGCUGGAA